UGUUUCGCUCCAUUGAAUACCAUGAAAAAUCGGGUGAGGAUAAAUGAAGAAGAAUGAGGAACUCAGCAACCGAUUCGACAAGGCAAAGGAAAAGACGAUGAUGAUGAUGAAGAAGAAGAAGAUGAAGAACAUGUCAAGGUUAGGCGGGAAUGGGCUUUCGCUCAACGCUUUUGCUAAUGCGAAAUCUAAGAACAAUCCUUAUAACCCAUCUCUCAUAAAGAAGCAAAGGGAGUUCUAUAAGAAUGCUAAGAAUGUGAACAAGUUUAAGAAAUUGUUAAAGCAGCAACACCUGCAGAGUGAUCACUGCUCAACCCAGAGUCUUAUUGAGAAUGAGAACGAACCUAAAGAGGAUAAGGAUAUGAGUGAGGGGAGAAGGAAGAAGAAAAUUAGUGCCUUCAGUUUGGAAGAGUUGUACAAGAAGCAGCAUGUGGAGAAAGAGAAAGAAAGGAUGGAGAGAGAGGCAUUUGUUAGGGCAAAGAAAGAAGAGAGAGAAAAGGCUGAAGCUCGGAGAAAGGCCAUGCGAGAGAAAAUGCUUAAGAAGACACGAACUGGGCAGCCUGUUAUGAAAUACAGAAUAGAGCAUCUUUUGGAGUCCAUUCAAGGUUCAAAUAAAAUCUCAGCUGACAAGAAAUCUUGAUUUUUGUUGGGGAAAAAAAGGUAGUUGUAGAGAAUAUCACUUUUAUUGAAUUUCAUCAGCGUAAUCACUUUUAUACUUGAUAAAUUUAGUGCUAUAUUAUUGGUAGAACAGUUACUGAGGAACCAUGUGCUGCAUAAGUGGGAAAAUCUGGAUUAUUGUAAACAGUUGUGCAGUCUUCUGUGCUGUUCAUCAAUAUUUCUAUAUUCUGUACAAGUAUUAGUCGGCAUUUUUAUGGUCAAUAGAUGAAAU
Messenger RNA from Abrus precatorius (Indian licorice), 886 nucleotides. RefSeq names its product stress response protein NST1-like. Bases 44 to 637 code for a protein of 197 amino acids. The record is from RefSeq and is a predicted model, not a curated record. Lineage: Eukaryota; Viridiplantae; Streptophyta; Magnoliopsida; Fabales; Fabaceae. Gene Ontology annotation, cellular component: nucleus. The transcript is spliced from 3 exons.